Cinclus cinclus is the source of this 2064-nucleotide messenger RNA. RefSeq names its product serine/threonine-protein phosphatase 4 regulatory subunit 3B-like. Gene Ontology annotation, molecular function: protein phosphatase activator activity. The record is from RefSeq and is a predicted model, not a curated record. Lineage: Eukaryota; Metazoa; Chordata; Aves; Passeriformes; Cinclidae. Gene Ontology annotation, biological process: DNA damage response; protein dephosphorylation. Gene Ontology annotation, cellular component: protein phosphatase 4 complex; nucleoplasm.
AUGGACCAAUCAGCAGGCUCUGACCCAGGUGACAUCACAAUGGCUGAGGAACACCUGAGGCACUUGGAGGGGCAGAGCAGCAGAAGGACAGGGCAGAGUGGCCUCCUGUCCUGCUUCCCUCUUGUCCCCUUUGGGUACUGCUGUCACUCCGUGGCAGUCACCCAGGAGCUUCUUGAGGCAGAAGAGGAGCACCAAGAAAUGGGUAGACGUAGGCGUUUCAUGAAGCUGCCUACCUGUGAACUCUCCAGCCUUGGAGAGAUUGCAGAGCUAGUGACCUCUGUUCGCCUCUCACGCAUCCGCGAGGGAAAGCUAGCGCUGGCCUUGAGGAGUCAAGGCUAUAUUGCAAAGCUGCUACAGCUUUUCCAACUCUGUGAGCACUUAGAGUACACCCAAGGCUUGCAUCUUCUGUUUGACAUCGUGAGAGAAAUUCUGUACCUGGACAAAAUGAUUCUGUAUAAGGUGAUGUUUUCUGACGACUGCAUUAUGGAUGUUGCCGGAUGCCUUGAGUACGAUCCUUGUUUGGCUCAGCCAGGAUUUUACAGGAAAACCUUGACCAAAGGAGAAAAGCUUCAGGAGGCUAUUCCUAUCAAAGACCCUAAACUCAGGCAAAAGCUCUACCAGGUGUCCAGGGCAGAGUACAUUCGGGCCAUCAUCAUGCCCAAUGCGUUGGGUUUGGAAGAGGGUUCUCUUUCUACCCUCAAUUCCUUUAUCAGAUCCAGCAAAGAGAAGAUUUUACUUCAGCUGCAGAAGGAUGAGGAAUUGUUUUCUGAAGUUUUUGCACAAUUAAUGAACGAAGCUACAUCUGUCGAGCAAUGCUGUGCAUUGAUGAAGUUUCUCAAGGAAAUGUGUGCCGUGUCUUUCACAUUACCUGAGACAAGACAUGAAUUUCCUCAGACUUUGGCAAAGUUGGGAUUUCUUCCAAUUCUUGAAAAGUUAAUGGGAGUGGAUGAUCUGCGAGUUAGAUCUGCUGCUACAGAUAUAUUGUCUGAUCUAGUAAAAUUUAGUCCAGCCACAGUCCACGAAUUUGUCAUGCAAGAGGCCCGACAGAGUGAGAAUGAUACCCAAGUCAUCUUUGAGGUCAUUAAGCAGAUAAUCUGUAGCCCCGACCCUGAAUUUGGAGGCAACAGUCAGUUAAUGGAGAUUUUGUGUGCACUGAUCGAUCCAGAGAAAAUGAUGGACACACUUAGUCUUUUAGAAAUAUUUGAAUUUCUCGAUAUCUUCUACGACCGCUACAUUCAUGUUCUCACUGCGCCACUUCUGGCUCAUACCUCAGAAGAAUGGUAUGAAAUAGGUAAUGACAAUUUAAAUAUUUUUCCCUUUGAAGGGCCUGACAAUUAUCAAACAGCAGAAAUACUUGCCUCCGUUUUGGAGCUGCUGUCCUUUUGUGUGGAACGGCACAAGUAUCACAUGAGGAUUUAUAUGAUGAACAAAGAUCUCCUAAGAAGAUCACUGCUCUUGGUGAAAUCCAAACACAAAUUUCUGGCCUUGUGUGCUCUGCGCUUUAUGAGGAGGAUAAUUGGCCUGAAAGAUGAAAUUUAUAACCGUUACAUCGCUCUGGGAAACCUGUUUGAACCAGUGGUAAAUGCUGUGUUGGACAACAGCAAUAGGUGCAACCUGCUCAACUCUGCCUUGCUGGAGCUGUUUGAAUUUAUCCAAAAGGAGGACAUUCAGUUCCUUAUUGCACAUAUAGUUGAGAACUUCUCUGAUGCACUGGAAUCUGCCAAAUACAUUCACAUAUUCCAGGGACUGAAGACAAAAUAUGAGCAAGAAAAAGACCGGCCAAAGGAGAAAGCAAACAGUGCGAUGUUUGCCAAAGAAGCAACGAGCUUUCAGGUGGAUGAAGAGCUGCAGUUCAGUGAAGAUGAACAGAAGGCAGCUGCAGUGCCACCAGCAAGCUCCAAUGGCUCCUAUCCAACAAGCAUAAGCCUGACCACAGUGGUGACAGUCCCCAAGGUGGGAGAGAACUUUGGUGGAAGCUCCUAUCCUCAUAGACGUCUGUUUGAAGUAUUUAAUAAUCCAGAUGACAAAGACGAUGAGACACCUCCAAAGAAAAGAGCUCGUUGA